Molecule: messenger RNA, 1522 nt
Organism: Mycena citricolor
Lineage: Eukaryota; Fungi; Basidiomycota; Agaricomycetes; Agaricales; Mycenaceae
Source: the annotation of a GenBank genome assembly
AGAUACGGAACGGUGUAUAUACGCUACAGACAUGCUGUGUAAUUACAAAGUGGUCAGUCCAGAAAAAGUGAUAUGCACAACUACAGUAGAUCCCCGCCUUCAACCAGCCGCCGCACCUCCUCGACGCACGUGCACAGCUUCCCGUACACCUCGCGCGAGUUCUCGAGCAGAGGCUUGAUGUUCUCCGGCGUCAGAGACAGCUUGCCGCCCGGCGGCGGCGCAUUAUCCGGUGGUAUCGACCGCACAGUCGCGGCGCUGUGCUUCGGCUGCCGGCCCGGAUCCUCGGUCACGUCCGGCAGUCUCGCGCCGCCGCGCGUGCCAGCCACGAAGGAUAUGUGCGAGCUGCCAGGGGGCAUGCCGUACGGCGAUCGGGCGCGCACGGUCGUCAACUCCGGAGGCUCGGCAUCCGACGAGAUCCGGUCCCAGUCUUCUUCCUCGUCCUCCGGUGCGGGAGCAGCCACCGGCGGCGUCUUGUUCCUCCCGAGCCGGAAAAUCGAGGCCAAAGAGGGUCUCCGGGGUUCCGCUGCGGCGCUGCCCGGCGGUUUGCCGUGUCCGAGGGCAUCGAACGGCGAGGCUCUGCCAGACGAAAGCGACAGCGUCGACGCUGACUCGGGACCGACGCUCGUUUUCGCGCGUCGUCGACCGGGAAUUGAAGCCGUCGACUCACUCGUUGAAGACGACGACCCGUUCCCCUUGGCGAGACUCUUGAGCAGAUCGCGGAAGCCGCUCAUCCGCAUCUUGCUGCUCAUCCGCCUCCUCUUCUUCUGCUUCGUCCCUCCAUUCUGGAACACCUCCACACUCUCCUCCGACGGCAGCGUCAGCGUGCUGCCCAUCGCGUCUGCGCCCCACCGCCAGUCCCGAUUUACCACCGUCCCCCCUGUUUCGGUCAUUCCGUCGUCCGUCGCGAACGAGUCAUCCGCCGCCGACGAGCUCAGCAUCUCCUUGAGCAGCACAAGCUGCCGCGAGCUUAGAUCGGAGCUCGAGUUGCGUCCGGUCGUCGACGCCCGCCAGGCCAGACUCGGGGCACUGGUCAUCGGCAGACUCGCCGAGCUUGGGAUCGGGGCCUUGGCGUCUUCCGAAAGCGUGAUCGCUCGCGCACGUAACUUAGUCGGUGCAGGUGACGAUGACGAGGACGCGGACGACACCGCCACUGUUGGCGCAGAAACACUGCUUGUCGGCCCGACACCGCUCAAAUCAAUCAACAGUUCGGCGCAUUCCCACGAUACGCGGUACCGCUCCUUGAUCGUGUCAAACGCGUCGGCAAGGGCUUUCCAGCGGCCCUCGGGAGUCGGGAGCGAAACCGACGUAUUGGAGCGAUGCCGUUUGAAGAAUGAGGUUCCUGACGAUUGAGGUGGGGGAGCAGCAGCAGUUUGGCGCAAAAGGUGCGCGUCGAGCAAAGAUUGGAGUUGCGUGACGAGAGUCAGAUACGUUCCCUCCAACGCUUUGAGGUCUGAUACAUGAUGAGCGACAUGCACGGGAGCCAAAAACCCGCACCCACCUUCGACAUUCUUCGCAAAUUCUC